Messenger RNA from Pichia membranifaciens NRRL Y-2026, 2980 nucleotides. RefSeq lists its product as hypothetical. Gene Ontology annotation, cellular component: mRNA cleavage and polyadenylation specificity factor complex. Lineage: Eukaryota; Fungi; Ascomycota; Pichiomycetes; Pichiales; Pichiaceae. The record is from RefSeq and is a predicted model, not a curated record. Bases 498 to 2900 code for a protein of 800 amino acids. The transcript has a single exon.
GCUCAUCAACAACCUGCUGGAAAUGAUACUGUGGUCGUGCUCCUGUGCAAGAAGCAACCAAGCAUCCUCGCAGAACAGUGUACUAUAUCUGUUAUCCCUACCCUGUCUGUGCUCUUGCUUUGGUGGCUAACACAAUCCUCGUCCUCUUUCCAGAGCACUCUUUGUUUUUUUAAGCUUUGCUAGCUUUGCUCUACCUCCUCUUUUACUCCUUUUUGUUUUGCCGGCUCUCUCCAGUCGCCACUAAAUCCUAAGUAAUUCCUCCUUUCUUCCCCAUUUGAAACACGGAGAGGCUUGAACUCGUCCUGCCCAGCUCCAGUCAGCGUUACACAUUGAACCUCCUGACUUCCAUUUCAACAGAGAUACCACUGCCGACCCAGCAACGACACCACAGGACAGAAAAGCCUUUCUCUUCUGUCUUCUCACGAAUAAAGAACAACGACAACAACAACUUCAACAAGAAAAACUUUUCAGGUCAGAAACCAAACCCAGAACCGCCCAUGUCAUCUGUCCCUUCUUCCACCUUGACUCAAACUUCAGCUGCAGCUGCAAACGGUAGCAAUGCAGCUGCAGUUAAGAGCAGCGAUGAGGACCAGAACCUGAAAUUCCAAUUGAAACAGAUUGAAGAAGCAGCUAAGUUGGCGUUCGAAAAUAAUGAUUACUUUGUCCAGAUUUUAGAUACAAUAGUCGCCAUUAGUUUGGCGCAGCCCUUGAACAACACAAAACUACAGAUAAAGUGCUUGAACUUCAUCCACAAGUCCUUUGUCUCCAAGCAGAUUAGCUCUUUUGACCUGAGAGUGCAGAAUUGUCUGAAAUUGGUGGACAUGUUGUCCAAGUUUAUAAUCAAUAGUGAAGUGGCUAUAAAUCUGGAAAAAAUAAGCUAUAAUUUGAUCCAGAAAUCAAUUGAAAUUUUUGCUUCCGUCUAUGGCUUGAUGUUUUUACAGCUGACAAGGUUCCCUGAUUCUCAAAGUUGGUCCAAAAUCUCGAAACUGAAAGAUUUUUUGAUCUCUAAGUGGCCUUCUGCUUAUCCCUUAUUGCCUCUUAAUAAGGAAACCGAUCUCACCAGAUCAACCGGCUGUAAAAUCGCUUUGGCAAAGCUACUUGGUAAAGUUAUCCAAACUCAGCUGCCAUGUCCACCAAACUCUAUCAACCCGAAAAACGACCUUUCAGCUGUCACAGAUGAUAAUAUGGAUAUCUCAAUAUCCCUCGUGAACAAAAAUCACCCAUUUCUUUACAGUUCGUCAUUGAAUACGCAGGGACAAAUGUUAAUUGACUACAUAUUAAAUCUACUAAAUAACGAUGCUUUGCUACCUACCUCAUUUUUUUCAACUCUAAUAGCCAUUUUGAUGUCGUUGUUUAAAACGAGACCUAACUUCACUUCCAGUAAAAUCUUAGGCUUCAUACUAGCAUAUGAAUCACAGUUUAAAAAUCCUCCCAAGUUUGAAACAGAUAAGUUGAAAGUGAGGUUGACUAGAAGAUUCAACGAUAGGAUAGACAGAAUACUUAUGUCAAUGUUACUCAACAGAGGGUUCAUUGACAAGGACCCUCCUCUCAAGUCAAGAUUCGCUAAUAAGUUAUCGUACAUGGUUGAGAAAUCCAACAAACAGAAGAAGAGAAGUAUCUUAUCGGAUGAAAAUGAUAUUGAGGACGAACACAGAAGUGAAGACGAAAACUCUCAAAAACUGAAAAGGCGGAAGCUCGACACUGAAAAAAGCAUUGACUUUUUUGAUGAAUCUAGAAUUGCUAAGGAAGAGACGUAUAAAGGUAUUUAUACAUUGAUUAACCCAAAAGAUGAGUUGGCCAAUUUCGACAUAUCGGCAAUUCCAAGUGAGUUUAUAAAUAACAUUGUGAUUUUAGGUUUAUCCAAAACCGAUACGAAUAAACUCAAUGCAGGAUUGGAAAUUAUAAGCUCAAGAUAUCUAGAUCUGUAUAAUAGGUUCCAACUAAGGGAGCAGCAACAACAAUCUGCAAACAACUCUUCUGACAAUAAGCUCAAUGCGCAAGAUAAACAGCAAAAUAAAAAUAAUGAAGAAGAUGAUUUAUACGAUCCUUCUUCCGGAGUUGUCAAAAAAGAAGAAAAUGGUAAUGAUCCUGAUAAAAAGGACGAAGAGUUUGAUUUCGAGCUAGAAAGUAAAAAUUUUGAGUUGCCACUUCCAAAAAUCUUGGAUCCAGAUGAAAAACAAGACCAAAUAAAACUGAUAGUCGAUAAUUUCAUAAAAACCUCUUCAGCCAAAUUUGGUAAUGAUAAAGACAGUGAAGCAAAUAAAACAGAUACUCAAGAAUUGAAAAAAGUAGCAAUUUCCAGAUGGAAGAGAAAUUCAUGGAUUAAAUUACUUUCAAGACUGGCAACGAGAGGAACGAAGCUUAAUCCUGAGAUCUCGAAUUAUAUCAGAGACUCACUCUUCAAUUAUUUUAAGGAGGAUAUCAAAGGUCGUAUAGAUGGUGUCAUAGAAUGGUUGAACGAAGAAUACUAUGAUGAGUUUAUUGUGUCAAAAGACGAAAGUAAAGAUAUGUCAAGUUCCAAUUAUAUGAAAUACACUGGAUUAGUGUUAGACUACUUAAUUCCAUUCCUCGAACCAAGCGAUAGGAAUAUUUUUAUCAGACUAUUGAGUGAAUUACCGUAUCUCGAUUUGAGUUUGAUUUCGAAACUAAGGUCGGUCUGUACCGACCCUGUCAGAUCUAAAAUAGGCUUCCAGCCCUUACUUUACUUGAUCAUGUUCCGACCACCAGUUUUUGAUGACUGCAUCAAUUUUUUGAGUGAUUUGUACAAUUAUGCUGUUGAGAGAAACAAUGGGCAAUUACAGAAUGAAUGCCUCGGUUAUUUGAAAAAAUACAAACCAACUAUCAUACCUUCUUUGGAGAAGCCACCUCAGGACAAUGCUGUUACAGCUGAUACCAGUUAGUCAGCUACAUGAGCAGCACGUAUUUACAUUAAUGUAUAAAAUUUUUAAUUCUAUGUAACAAAUUACAAAAGUCCUUGUUU